GUGGGGCUGACGUGGGUGCAAUCACUUUGUCAUAUCAACACAUCACGUGUCUCCACGUAGGAUGCAGCAGAAACUAUUUACUACAUUGACUAAAAUACCCUUCACCACCAAACACCACCAGCACACGAAACUUUCAUACGUUUCUUUCAUGGCGGAUUCGCUCUCUCGCUGAAACUCUCUCUCUCUCUCGUUACUCCAACCACUCCUAAUUAUUCACAUCAUUAUUGGCAUGAAAAGUUAAUCUUUCCUAUAUAACAAUUAUUAAUGGCGACAGUAGGAUCCCUGAAACCUCUGCACCAUUCCUCAUGUUCAUCGAGUUUCCCUCGGAAUCCGAUCGUAAACCGGAAAGCCCUUCUUGGUUUUGUGUUUGAUUCUGCCCGGAAAAACCAGAUUCGAUGUGAGAAUUUACGAUAUUCAUCGGAAAGCGAUGGGAAGAGAAGAAAUGCGGCGGCGAAGAAGAGGAAUCAAUCCCCGGAAAGAUGUGCGGCGGAGGGAGUACUGACCGGAGGAGGGGGGUCGGAGGCGAUUGCGGAGGUGAGGACGAUGAUGCCUGAGAGGAUUAAGGUAGUGAUAUUGACGGCGUGCAUGAUGUGUCUAUGUAACGCCGACAGAGUUGUUAUGUCCGUCGCGGUGGUUCCACUCGCCGAUAAGCUUGGCUGGUCGAGUUCUUUCUUAGGGGUAGUUCAGUCCUCCUUCCUAUGGGGUUACAUUUUUUCAUCCGUUAUCGGAGGGGCAUUGGUGGAUCGGUAUGGAGGAAAAAGAGUGUUGGCUUGGGGUGUGGCAUUGUGGUCCUUAGCCACUCUACUCACUCCUUGGGCAGCUGCACACUCGACCUUAGCCUUAUUGUGUGUCCGCGCCUUUUUUGGCCUCGCUGAAGGCGUUGCAAUGCCCUCCAUGACCACCCUACUCUCUCGGUGGUUUCCAAUGGAUGAACGAGCGAGUGCGGUUGGUAUAUCUAUGGCCGGGUUUCACAUGGGAAAUGUUGUGGGACUUCUGUUGACGCCACUCAUGUUAUCUUCCAUAGGAAUCUCUGGUCCAUUUAUUCUUUUUGCAUCCUUAGGUCUAUUGUGGGUAUCCACUUGGUCAAGCGGAGUUACAAACAACCCUCAGGACAGUCCUUUCAUCACUAGGUCAGAACUCAGGCUUAUCCAGGCUGGAAAACCAGUUCAACCGUCAACCAUUUCGCCGAAACCAAACCCAUCUUUGCGACUUCUUUUGUCGAAAUUGCCUACUUGGGCGAUCAUUUUUGCUAAUGUGACUAACAACUGGGGAUACUUUGUUCUUCUCUCAUGGAUGCCUGUUUACUUCCAGACGGUGUUUAAUGUGAAUUUGAAGCAAGCAGCUUGGUUUAGCGCUCUUCCAUGGGCGACAAUGGCGAUCUCAGGUUACUAUGCAGGAGCAGCAUCGGACUUCUUGAUAAGAACUGGUCACUCUGUAACCUCAGUACGAAAGAUCAUGCAAUCUAUUGGAUUUAUGGGUCCCGGGCUGUCUCUGCUCUGCCUCAACUUCGCAAAGUCGCCUUCUUGUGCAGCGGUUUUCAUGACCAUUGCAUUGAGCUUGAGUUCCUUUAGCCAAGCUGGAUUUCUCCUCAAUAUGCAAGACAUCGCACCGCAAUAUGCUGGUUUCCUGCACGGUAAUAAUGUUAUCAGAUGGUGGAUCUUUUCUUCUUCUUCUUUUGCAUCGAUUUUGUUUCUUGCUGAAAAAGUUAGGGUUUGUAUAUCUGGUGUGCGAGACAGGUAUUUCGAAUUGUGCGGGUACGUUGGCUGCGAUCGUAAGUACAAUAGGGACGGGAUAUUUUGUGCAGUGGCUCGGCUCUUUUCAGGCGUUCUUGACGGUUACGGCCUUUCUUUACUUUGCAACCACCGUGUUUUGGCUCCUCUUUGCAACCGGAGAACGAGUCUUCUAGAUCCAAAACGCUCUCCUUGGACACUUUACUGUUUAGAGCUUUGACUAGAAUUAAAAUUAAAAUUCAUUCUUUCUUUUAUUUGGAAGUUAGAGUAGAUAUUUCUCUGGCACGUCUGUGAUAAGCACUAUAUAUACUUCCGAUUAAAUCAUAAAAUAGAAAUUAGUUUUUAUAUACAGUAUUGUCAGUAUCAUUCA
Molecule: messenger RNA, 2100 nt
Organism: Arabidopsis thaliana (thale cress)
Lineage: Eukaryota; Viridiplantae; Streptophyta; Magnoliopsida; Brassicales; Brassicaceae
Gene: PHT4;2
Product: phosphate transporter 4;2
Exons: 7
Coding region: 265-1950 (561 amino acids)
Biological process (GO): transmembrane transport
Cellular component (GO): chloroplast membrane
Molecular function (GO): transmembrane transporter activity; phosphate transmembrane transporter activity
Source: RefSeq, marked reviewed